AUGGUUAGCAGCCUGUGCGAGUUUCUUUUUAUAACUGAUAACCUGAUGAUUUCUCUCGCAGUACUCGCUGCUCAUGGCGGCGAUCCGUCCGGAUGGCCAACACCAAAAUGGGAUCUCUCUUUGACAGAUUCGCUCAACGCAAACCUCAGAAUUGCUACCUCCAUCCUGAGCUUAACCUCCCCCGGCGCAUCCAUUAUUGAAUCAAAUGUCACUGGCGCACGUCUGCUUGCUCGGGAAGUAAACGAAUAUGCUGCUGCAAUAGUCCAAGCUCAACCAAAGAAAUACGGCUUUUUUGCCGCCCUCCCGCCCCUCACAGACCUAUGUGGUACACUGACCGAGAUCGCCUAUGCACUCGACGUUUUGAAAGCCGACGGCGUAACGCUCUACACACGCUACGGAGACUCAAAUUUGUAUCUCGGACACCCGCAAUUCUCUUCUAUAUGGCAGGAGCUGAACCGGAGAGCCGCCGUCGUCUUUAUUCACCCAACUACUUCAGUCUACGCAGAGCCACUCAAUUCCUUAUUGCCACAGCCGGCCCUCGACUACCCACAUGAAACAGCACGCACAGCCUUCAAUAUUGUCGCUAGUGGCCUCCUUACUAAAAUCUCGAACUGUAAGGUGAUCCUGUCCCAUGCGGGCUGA
Molecule: messenger RNA, 642 nt
Organism: Pseudogymnoascus verrucosus
Lineage: Eukaryota; Fungi; Ascomycota; Leotiomycetes; Thelebolales; Thelebolaceae
Exons: 1
Coding region: 1-642 (213 amino acids)
Biological process (GO): secondary metabolic process
Cellular component (GO): cytoplasm; cytosol
Molecular function (GO): hydrolase activity; carboxy-lyase activity
Source: RefSeq, a predicted model, not a curated record